AUAAAAGUGAGGUUAUGUAUAUUUGUUUAUAAAUUUAAAAAUUUGAAUUAUUUUAAGAUUAAUUAGUAAAUUGCUUAAUUAUUAGCUGUAGCAAAAUGGAAGACGACGAGUCCUGUCCACACCACCAUUCGAUAAGCCCCAAUUAUUCUGCUGAAAGUGAUAAAACUUCUCAAAAUUGGGUGGAAAUUACUGACAGCUUUACUGAAAGUGUUAAAGAUUUACAGUUAGGCGAAUUGCUACACGAUGAGCUUUUCGGUCUAUUCGAAGCAAUGUCAGCCAUAGAAAUGAUGGACCCCAAAAUGGACGCUGGCAUGCUCUGCAACAGAGGAGCGAGAAAAAUUACUUCCUUUGAACAGGCAGUAACGGAUGGUUUGUUGCCAUUGAAUGAUUUACCUCCAACAACACUUCUAGGUAUCAUUGAUGGUACUCUGGCAAGAUUAGUGUCCUGGCUUGAAGGGCACUCAUUGGCUCAGACAGUUUUUACUUGUUUGUACUUGCAUAGACCCUAUGCACCACAAGAUAGGGCUCUUAAAGUGUUUUGUUUAGCUGUGUACAAGCUGUUGGAUGUCAUUAAGGAUUUAUUACAUAAGGCUAUGGUUUAUGAAGAGGAAGACUUUCAACCAAUGCAAUAUGGUUUCCAUUUGAAUCCAGAUAUAUCUGAACAAAGGAUGAUUGGAAUGUUACGAGAAGUUGAAGAGGAAUUACACAGGAAGGCUAGAAAUAAGCAAUGUGAACCUGAAACCCAAGCAAUAUUUGCCAGAAUUAAAUUCAUGAGAAUAUUUUUGCAAGUAUUAAACUCUCUUAGAAAAGAAGACCAACAGCAAAAUUCCCUCAACGAUUGCCAAAGACUGUUGCAAAGCGCUAUAGAAAUGUUACAGACAAUGAAAGACACUGUCCUUUUAGGCCAAGGCGCAAAAGAAGGCGAAGAAGAAAUGGCUUGUUUCGAACCGUCAAUAAACCAAAGACUACUACCUCCCACGUUUCCUAGAUACACAAAAAUAAAAAAAAGAAUCGAGGCCAUUACACACUUUACUGAAAUGAUGGAACGAUUCAAGGUGGUUUGCAAGGCUCAGGGCCUCACCACUUUUCAUCAGACAGUGGAAUUGUUUGCUGAUUUUAGUCAAUCUGGACCCUGCCUUGUGUCACGGAGUGCUUUGCAACUAGUAGGUCGAAAUGCUGGAUCUUCUAGGGAAGCACUUAGGGAAGCUUUGAGGAAUUUCUGUGGACCACACGCACUUAGUAGUCGAGCAAUUCCGGCUGCUCGUUCAGCUGCGGACGCUUUCCUAGCACGUGCAGCUCGUCCAGCAGGGCUCUUGUUGCAACUGAGUGGUCACAACAGGGCUAGACAGAGAGACAAAUUGGCCAUGUUGCUCGAGGAAUUUGCUUUAUUACAAGAGGAAGCGGAACGUGCUGAUGCAGCUUGCGCCUUAGCACUAGGAGUACCACCGAGGCCCCAUUUCGCCACUUGGGCUUUGUACCAUACUCUUAGAGCGCAAGCGCUUUAUCUUUUGGCUGGAUUUGAAUUGGAACUUUACGCUGAGCACGAAUAUUAUUACAUUUACUGGUAUUUGUACGAGUGUAUUUAUGGUUGGUUGAUUUCGACUCUGUCACGUGCCGAUAGUUUGCUGCAAGAAGCUUGGAAUGGUACUGCGGCUACCGCGUCAGCAGGGAAAGGAGGUCGUAGACAAAAGCCUAAUAAGGCUGCCAAAAGACCCAGACCGCACGCUAGAGAUGCUGUUAGGCUGCAAGCCCUUCAACAACUUGGUGGAGGAUAUUUUAAGGCUUUAUUGGGAUUACUUCGUGAAGGUCUUUUGCAAGCCCCUUUACCAGGCUUUGACAGAGAACGUGUCCGCUUUGAACAUCGUUUCAAUGCGUUCACUCGCCUUCCAGCACCACCUUCAGCUGCUUAUCGCGAUUUCAGGUCUGCAGCUCAAGCUGCAGGUCUGCAAGGAUCAGAAGCGUUAUUUUUGUCAGCCGGACGGCAUUUUGCUCAAGCUGGACAACUUUUAGCUGCAGGCGGUCCUACUGAAGCUGCUUUGGCUCGAACGUCCAAGACUAAUUUUGUGCUGCUGCGUUUACUAGCAGCCGGACAUCGACCGAAAAUUAAACCUACUUUUUGUUUCAAUGAGAGCCGUCAUUUUCCGGUUAUUUGUCUCACAGAGGGACAGCUCACUCAUGAGUAAUGAUUUUUUGUGUAAUAAUAAUAAUUGUUGUGAGGUAUUACUUAAUUCAAUAAAUUGUAUAGAGUGUAAAGAGUUUAACUACAAAAUACAAUUGAGUUUGCAUUUUUCAAUUUUGAAGAAUGAGUCUUUUGAGUCUCCCAAAUCUCCAGAGUCUUGAUGAAUCAAAAUAACUCAUUUAGAAAGGAAAAAGAAAAUUGAUUAGGACUUUUGAAAUAAUUUAAUUGUAACGAAACAUGGGUGAAAGCAUAGCUUUCUAAGCUUUAAUUGAAGAAUAUACUAUCCAUGUGUAUAAUAAGUAUUGCGUGGUAUUGCCAUAUGUAACCAACAAACACUACUGGGAACCUAACAAUAGACACAAUGAAAAAAGCCACAAUUUAAUUGAUAAUUGAAUGUCACAGAAUAAUCAAUAAAUGUCAGAGUUAAUCAAGAACUCGAGAACCGUCAGUAAAUAGGAAGAUCCAGCACCAUAGGCUGCAGCGCUACUCGAAGUUUAAUCAGACGUCUCAGACGACAAUAAAAAACUCAAAGAACAAUGUUUAAAAAUGUAUAAAGAAAAUGCCCUUUAUGUCAAAUGAAAAGUUACCUACCAAUGAACUCUUACAUAUGCUUGUAUUAAUUACUUAUCAGUUUUUUAUUGCCGAAUAUCUUGAAACAUUUUCUUUUAUUUUUUUAAAGCUUACAGUGCCAUCAAAAUUUCAAACAAAUCUAAAAUACUCACAAUCUGAAUCAAUCUUGACACUAAUACAAGUACAACUACUAUAUUUUCUUUAUAAAUAAUGAGAAAGUAUUUACAUUUACACAAUCAAAAUUUGAGACUGUGGGUUUUAUAUCGAUGCAAUAUAAGCAAUAAUUAUAGUCCCAGUGUAAAAAUAUAUGCAUGUUAUACAAUAAUUAGAUAAGACACAUUUUGAGGCAGUAUAAAUGGAAAAUUGUCCAAUAAACCUGAGCAGGAUUUUCUCAAAUAAAUUAAAAUGCAUUCGAAUGAGAUUCAAAAAAACUAAAAUUCUUCUUUAAUCAAUGAGUAACUCAAAAUGUACUGAGCCUAUUCGAUCACCUCGACUGUACUUGAUGUUUUUGGCCCAGGCACG
Molecule: messenger RNA, 3271 nt
Organism: Ceutorhynchus assimilis (cabbage seed weevil)
Lineage: Eukaryota; Metazoa; Arthropoda; Insecta; Coleoptera; Curculionidae
Source: the annotation of a GenBank genome assembly